AAGUUGUGUGAUUUCUCGCAGCCCCAACGGCGAUGAGCAGCAGUUGGAGAACUGCAAUCAAACUGAAUGGAUUGGCAUGGGGAGAAGCGGCACUCUCAACCUGGCUAAGCGGCAGCUUUGGAACUGGAUUUGUCUUUUAGUGGUUUCUAUGUGCCUGUUACUCCGACCAGUGUGCUGCCAAAAAUGUCGAAUUCAGCGCUGUAAUGCAGAGUACGUGGCCUCAUUCUCACCCUCCGGUGGCUUGCAAGAGGAGGUGCUUCCAGAUGUGGACUACUGCAUCGCUCUGAGGGCCUACUCGUUGUGUACGCGCCGCACAGCUCAUGGAUGUAGAGGUGACUUGGUGUACCACUCUGCUGUGUUCCGCAUUAAAGAGCUUUUUGCACAGCACAACUGCUCCAGUGAUGGCCCAACGUCGUCGGCCAAAGCACCCAGCACUUCCAAGCCGCCAGUGGUGGACGUCUGCAACUAUGAAAGCAGGGUGCUCGCCUUGGGCCCGGCGGCCCAACAGAAAAAGUACGGACAUUGUGGAUUAUUCGGAGAUCCUCACUUGCGGACUUUUCGGGAUGAGUUCCAGACAUGUAGGGUUGAAGGGGCCUGGCCACUCAUUCACAACCGAUACCUUUCAGUUCAAGUCACAAAUGUGCCGGUGGUUGAAGGCUCCAGUGCUACAGCAACCAACAAGAUAACCGUCAUCUUCAAGUCCUACCAUGACUGCACCGAGCAGAAGGUGUACCAGGCCACCACCGAGGACCUGCCGUCAGCGUUCCAGGACGGCACACGAAGUGGUGGGAAAGGAGAGAGCCUGUGGAUCGUGGAGGGUAGCGGAGGUCUAGGUAUACGGCAAGUGAAGAUCCACGCUUACUACCUAGGCACGUCCAUCAUCGUGCGACAAGUCGGUCGCUACCUGACAUUUGCCAUCCGCAUGCCUGAGGACUUAGCAGAGGAGAAUGGGGGCCUGCAGUUGUGUCUGCACGGCUGCCCGCGCAGUGAGGUCAUCAAAGCCCACGUGCUCAACCGGCAGCAGAGCCUGCGUCCGCCUCGACUUAUGGGCGGCUGGUACAGGGAGGACGACGGUGGCGAGCUGCAGCCAGGCCUCUCGUCACAUGUGGACAUAUUGGAACGUGCAACCACAAAGUGUCGAGAGUUGCUGCAGGUGGAGGACGUUUAUUUCCAGUCGUGUGUGUUCGAUCUUCUCACGACGGGAGAUCCGGAGUUCUCCAUGGCUGCGUAUGGAGCCCUGGAGGACCUUAAGGCACUUCCGCCAAGCACUCUGAAACAAAGUUCACCCAGGACUCCACACACUUAUAGUAGAGGAACAGUAGUUACACAUUCUGUUUUCACAGCUCUGGUUCUUAUGCUGCUGCUGGUCUAGACGCCAGCUUGAGAAUGGAUACCCACCAGCCAGACUGUUCUUCAACCGUGAAACCCUCCUGGAAAAACAAACUUCAAACCGUCUGCAAGUGAGAGACGGAUCCAAACAGACUCAUUUCCAUUGAAACAUGCAGUGUUUUACUCUAAAAAAUGGAUAACGUCAGAACACUCCAGGCUUUCCGAAUGUGAAAUUAACAGUCGCUCAAAUCUGGAAAAGAUGAAGGCAGCUAAUCGGCAUAUCUUCAAGGUUAUGACCGAUUAAAGAAUGGAAAAUGUUGAUACAGUUAUGACAUUAUUGGAUGAAAUUAGCAUAAAAGACACAUAGGAUGUCCUCGCAUCUUCCUAAAUCACACAAGUUUAGGUGCACUUCAAACUUUGUACUCUCAUAUAAGAAGAUAUGUUAUCUACACGGGAUCCAACAACUACAUGAAAUGCUACCUAUCCAUAUUCAUUUGGUUCUGGGUCCAUACAUCCACACACUAAGCUACAGUCAUGGUAGAAAAAGACUUCUUCAAGCUGCUCUGCUUAUUAAGGAGAAAACUAAACAAAUUCUUUAUAUAAUAAUAUAUUGAAAGAGUGUAUAUAUAUGUUUUAUACGUGUACAUUCACUUGUGUAUAGAUGUUUAAAUGUGAUGUUUUCAUCUAGUUAGAUUGUAUAAAACUAAUAUGUGCUGUAUUGUGUAAUCUGUUGUUUUUCCAUAUUAAAAAAAAAAA
Molecule: messenger RNA, 2085 nt
Organism: Cyprinus carpio (common carp)
Lineage: Eukaryota; Metazoa; Chordata; Actinopteri; Cypriniformes; Cyprinidae
Product: repulsive guidance molecule B-like
Biological process (GO): BMP signaling pathway
Cellular component (GO): plasma membrane
Molecular function (GO): coreceptor activity
Source: RefSeq, a predicted model, not a curated record